CGCGCGGCCUGCCGGGAGRCGAGAUGACGUCACCUCGGUGCGUUGGAAGCGGUGGGGCUGAGACUGUGACACUUGACAGCUAGAUGUGAAAGCUUGGCAGUGCUGAUGGAGAGGUGCGGGGGUUGUCCGUGCUCUGACAGCCUGAGUGGUGCCUUGGCUCAGGCAUCGCCCACSAGCCGGCCGGGCUGAUCCUGGCGAGAGCCAUGCGAGGCCACAUCUCCUCAGGGACCGAGGCUCCUGGGCCAUGUCCUGUCAGCACGUAACAGCAGCAGCCCGAGCUGGGACCGGACAAAGCUGAAGCUGCCACAGCCGCACAGGUGCACAAKUGCCAGAGCGCUCUUUGGCUGCGGGUGCCUCGCUUUGUCCUCUGAGUACGUGUGGCCUCCCCGAGCCACUGAGCUCUGCUGCUCUCGGGCUGCCAGGCCCUGACCUCCCUGCGAGCUGGGACAGCUCUCUGGGUCACUCCUCAGGGCUGAGAGACCCUUUGCCAGCAUCUGAUCUCUACAGCGAGAUGUCGUGCCCAGAAGAACUGGAUGCCCUGGCAGACGUGGAUCUGCUUGACUUUCUCCUGAAGGAUGAUGCUCCCUGCCCUGAAAUCCCAGGGCAGCAGAAUGGGUUGCUGGAAGACUGGGGCCUGCCAAUGCCUGAGCUCCUGGACAAGGAGAUGGAUGACUUCAUCAGCUCACUGCUGAGCCCUUUAGAAGAUGGAGCAGACAAGCUCAGUUAUUUGCCUGCCAACAAUGACAGUGGGAUUUCUGAGGAUCAGCAUCUGUCUCAUUGUCUUGGUAGCAGUUUUGCCAGCCGAGAUGUUGUGCAGGUUGAUCACAACUACUCCCUUCACCAGGACUGGCCUGUGCUGGAAAGUGUGAGGUCUGACAUGGCAGAAGGAGAUGUUACCAUUGAGCUGGGGUCCUGGGUGGAUUUGGAAGGCACRAGCACGUCACUAGAACAGAGCAACAGUUCCCCCAUUUCUGUUGCUGUGGAAGAUGAGCUCCAGCUUGUGCCUGCAGCCAUUGUGCAGUCUGACUUCCCAGAGCUGGUCCUGACUGAGGAAGAGAAGCAGCUCCUGGAGAAAGAAGGUGUUACAUUACCAACCUGUCUGCCACUGACCAAAGCUGAAGAGCGAAUUUUGAGGAAAGUGCGUCGUAAGAUCCGGAAUAAGCAGGCAGCUCAGGAUAGUCGUCGCCGGAGGAAGAUCUAUGUGGAUGGCCUGGAAAACAGGGUGGCAGCUUGCACUGCUGAAAACCAUGAACUGGAGAAGAAAGUGCAGCAGCUGCAGAAGCAGAACAUGUCGCUGCUCAGGCAGUUGCAGAAGCUGCAGGCCUUGGUGAGACAGUCMGCCCCCAAAACUACCAGAAGUAAAACCUGCACCAUGAUCGUGGUUCUGUCCUUCUGCCUUGUUCUGUCCCCCAGCAUCCGCACACCUGGGAGCACAGAGCCGCAGCGGGAGCUCAAGGUGCUGUCACGGCAGAUCCGCGAGUUUCCGAACCAGGGAGCACCUGAUGUGCAGCAUGACACUGAGCUGGUGGGCUUCAGCCCAGAACCUGGGGACACCUCACAGUUGGGCAACCUCAGUCAGUCAUUGGAAGAGGGGCAGACUCCACUCAAGCCCGGUCCCAGAUCUUUCAAUAGCAACUCAUCCUCCAACCCUCCAGCGCCAGCAGGCUCCGAGCCGAGCCCGCCCCAGAAUGACCCUUUGCCAGCGACAGUGGUGGUGCCAUGGAAAGCUAAGGGUCAGGAGUGGGCGGAACACCCUGACAGAGUUCUCAUCCAGCCGCACCAUGCCAACGAGAUGUGACCAAUGCUGCGUCCUGCUCCUUGGGGUGAUAUCGGGCAUCCUGUGGGGCAGGGACAGAGCUGCACUAACAGAUAAUCUAUCCAUGCAGUUUCUUCUGAAUACUCUCUUGAUUGCCAGCAGCUCAGAGGAUUUAUCAGGGAGGAAUCAUUCUGACAUUUCAUAUUUGUAUGAAGCUCGAUCUGAGAUGGGACAGGAAAUUCUGAGAGCUUUACUAAGUUGUUGUGGCUUGCAGCCCAGAGUGCAUCUGGUGGCUUGUGGGGAUGGGCUGUGGCAGGGAUGGUGGAGGCAGUCGAGCUGAGGU
Molecule: messenger RNA, 2099 nt
Organism: Malurus melanocephalus (red-backed fairy wren)
Lineage: Eukaryota; Metazoa; Chordata; Aves; Passeriformes; Maluridae
Gene: CREB3
Product: cAMP responsive element binding protein 3
Exons: 11
Coding region: 512-1798 (428 amino acids)
Biological process (GO): regulation of transcription by RNA polymerase II
Cellular component (GO): nucleus
Molecular function (GO): RNA polymerase II cis-regulatory region sequence-specific DNA binding; DNA-binding transcription factor activity, RNA polymerase II-specific
Source: RefSeq, a predicted model, not a curated record